Molecule: messenger RNA, 1747 nt
Organism: Sinocyclocheilus rhinocerous
Lineage: Eukaryota; Metazoa; Chordata; Actinopteri; Cypriniformes; Cyprinidae
Product: homeobox protein orthopedia B-like
Exons: 4
Coding region: 174-1094 (306 amino acids)
Biological process (GO): regulation of DNA-templated transcription; neuron differentiation
Molecular function (GO): DNA binding; DNA-binding transcription factor activity, RNA polymerase II-specific
Source: RefSeq, a predicted model, not a curated record
UUUUUUGUUCAGCUCGAUAUCUUCAGUUCAUUAUAGUAUGUUACUUUUUUAGAUUAGACCUUCACCUGCUGGGAGGGGAAAAAUUGUGACACGUCUUUGAUUUCAUAACUGCAGUAAUUAAUGCAGAAUUUGAACCUGGAUGUCAGUCACGUGGACAGGCUUUGCUUUCCUGCAUGCAGAGGGAGACAGGGAUGAAGGAUGCCGCGGCCGAGCUUCUGGGUCACAGGGAGGCAUUGAAAUGCAGGCUGGGGGGCGGCGGAACUGACCCGGGCCACCCCGGAGAACUCGCCCCGGUCUCCGAUGCAGUGGAAGGGGCCACCCUUCUCCCCGGAGACGAUAUCAACAGUGCUGGAUCCAAUCCGCCGGGUGUAGCGGUGAACAGUAAGGAACAGGAGAAGCAACAGCAGCAGCAACAGAACCCCACCCAGUCCGGCGGCCAGCAGAGUCAGAAACAGAAACGGCACCGGACUCGCUUUACUCCGGCUCAGCUUAACGAGCUGGAGCGCAGCUUCGCCAAAACUCACUAUCCGGACAUCUUCAUGCGCGAGGAGCUCGCCCUCCGGAUCGCCCUGACGGAAUCACGCGUGCAGGUUUGGUUUCAGAACCGACGCGCCAAAUGGAAGAAGCGCAAGAAGACCACCAACGUGUUUCGCUCACCGGGCACAUUGCUGCCUACUCACCACGGCCUACCGCAGUUCCCCUCCGCCAUGGGCGACAGCCUGUGCUCCUUUCACGCUAAUGACACCCGCUGGGCGGCGGCCGGGAUGCCGGGAGUCUCCCAGCUGCAGUUACCGCCCGCCCUAGGCCGACAACAAGCCAUGGCACAGUCUCUAUCCCAGUGCAGCCUGGGCGCCGGACCGCCACACAACUCCAUGAGCCUGUCCAACAUGUCCUCCAACGGUUCCGGCCUCCAGUCCCACCUCUACCAACCCACUUUCCCCGGUAUGGUGCCCGCGUCGCUCUCUGGUCCCACCAACGUGACCGGCUCGCCUCAGCUGUGUAGCUCCCCGGACACUGACGUCUGGAGAGGGACGAGCAUCGCGUCCCUCCGCCGCAAAGCGCUCGAGCACACAGUGUCCAUGAGUUUCACCUAAUACUUUGACGUGGUUCACCUCCUGUUUCUCGUCCACCCAUCAUUACUGGCCCAGUGACGCACACGGAAGUCAAAGGAUACGACUGUCCUCUAGUAAACAUGAACUGUGCGCACCUGAUGGAAAUAAAACCUAAAGCAUCAUAGGCUGAAAAAAAACCGAAAUGUAUUUAUUUAUUAUGUCCUAUUUAUUUAAUAAUUGAAUUUUUAUUUAUUAGCACUUUCGUUUUGCAAAUUCAAAAAUGUCAACAAACUGGACAGAAAACAAUCUGCACAUUUGCAAUUUGAGAAACAAGGCGAGAGACGGUGCACUCGUUUUUAUUAUUAUUAUCAUCAUCAUUAUUAUUAUGGAAGAAAUCGUUCAAAAUUUAGGACUGUUUUAUGAAUCGGUGGAGGAGAGAAAGGAAAAUAUCUCAAAAAGAAUUAAGAUUCUUGACUGCAUGUGCCGACCAAGGUAAACAACAACACAACAUCGGGGAGAUGUCAUUUAAGCGAGAAGUAUGAAUUUGUUAUAUGCUGUUAUAUAGGAUGUUUUGUGUAGAUAAAGCAUUCUUAACUUGUUCCCAUUCGGUCAGUUUGUGAUAUGUUCUAAGUUCAUGUAUGUGCUUAUACCAAUAUAAAUUUCUUAAAUGUUUGAUCUUCUUAACGGCUGUUUUG